GAAGCAAUUGUGCAACGUGUUAAAACUGUUAGAAAAAAGAAGAAGUUUUAAUUAGUUUAGAGGUAUAGUAACUAUCAAGAUAAAUGAAUCAAUAUUCAUAAUAACCAAAUGAAGAAGAUGAUGAUGAAAAUAGUAUGUUUCUUUACAGAAACAUUAGAUCUUGAAGAUAAGAACUUGGAGAGCUCUAGCCAAAUAGUGUAAAAAUACUUGAACUUGGAUUUAAAACCAAAAAAAGAAGUUGUCCAAAUUCAGCAAAUUCCUAUCUCAAAUGUUGACAUUCCGCAAGCAUAAAUUGUAAAAACAAUAGGUUAAUACAUUUUGUACAUAUUAGAGUCAAACUCAGAUAGUAAAAAGAGAAAAAAUGAGAUGAUGGUAAGAAAUUAAGAAGACGUGUUUGAAACUUAUAUAAGCAAAUCAUAAAAUUCAGUGAGAGAAAAGAGACCUCGAUAUGUAUAUAAAGUAAUAUAGUUGUUUGAUAAGAAUUAUAGAGUGGAGCAUAUUAUGAUGGAGAAUGGGUUGGCAAAAAUAGGGAUGGUUAUGGAAUAUAGAUUUGGAGUGAUGGGGCUAAGUAUGAAGGUGAAUGGAAGAAUAAUAGAGCUAAUGGGAGAGGUAAAUUUUGGCAUGUAGAUGGGGAUUUCUUUGAUGGAGAAUGGAAAAAUGAUAAGGCAUGUGGUAAAGGUAUUUAUAGUCAUUUGAAUGGUGCAAAAUAUGAAGGAGAUUGGAUGGAUGAUUUGUAACAUGGAUUUGGAAUAGAAACAUGGGCAGAUAGUUCAAAAUUUGAAGGAUAAUAUUAAAAUGGAAAAAAGGAAGGAUAUGGAAAAUAUUUUUGGGCAGAUGGUUCUUCUUAUGUAGGAGAUUGGAGUGAUAAUAAAUUAUCUGGAUAUGGUUUAUAUACUUGGCAUGAUGGAAGAGUAUUAAUAUAGAUUAUUUAAGAAAUAUUUAGGAUAAUGGGCUAAUAAUUAAAUGAAUGGAAGAGGUAUUUAUAUUUGGACGGAUGGUAGACAAUAUGAAGGAUUUUAUUUGAAUGAUAAAAAACAUGGUUAUGGAAUCUAUGUUUGGCCAGAUGGAAGAGUAUUUGGAAUAUUAUUAUUUAGAAAUAUGAUGGUUAUUGGUUAAAUGGAAAAUAAUCUGGAAAUGGUAGGUAUGUAUUACAGAAUGGUAAAAGCUAUCUUGGGCUAUGGUAAGAUGGAAAAAGAAUUAGAUGGUUAGAUUAAUCAGAAUAUAAUAUAGAUUUAAGACCUAAAGAUUGGAAUUCAUAUGUAUAGCCAUCUAUGCCAGAAUGA
Molecule: messenger RNA, 1283 nt
Organism: Paramecium sonneborni
Lineage: Eukaryota; Ciliophora; Oligohymenophorea; Peniculida; Parameciidae
Source: the annotation of a GenBank genome assembly